GAGAGGUCAGUCGUUUCAUCUCUUGAUCGCCGAAGUGAUAUUCAGUGUCUUCCUACGAAUUACGUCAAAACAGGAAGCCAAUUAGGGUGAAGAAGAUUUAAUUUGGACGGCAACUGAUAAUCAUAAACAAGUUGGGAUAGAACAUCGUUGUUUACCGGCACAGAAUGAGAUUUAAAUUUCUUCUUUUCUUUUCGAAUCUUUGUUGGGUUUUUCAGAUAAAUUCUGCUGAAGUAAUUUGUAGUGAAGAUAUUCAUAUUGUUUGCCCAAAUAAAGACAUUUACGAGAUUUUCAGUGAAAGCAGUUUUUCAAUUCUAAAGGAUGAGAUGCUGAUUAAGCACUGCAGGGACAUAAUUAUGGACAUCGAGUGCAAAAGCAACUUUUUAUUAUCAUGCCAAGAACAGUCGCAUUCUUCUUAUGUAACGAUGACCAAUGGCAUCAAAGGAGUAUUUACUGACAUGUGUAAUGAAACAUCUAGUUUACGAAGAGAUUAUCUGCUUCAUGGUCCAUGUAUGAGUAAUCAAACUGAAGAAUACGAUGAAUGUCUCUUAAAUUCUAUUGUGAGUGUGGCACAUGAUGAAAGCGAAAAUUUCGUAGACAAAAUGAGUUCCAAAAAGAUAAUCGAAAGAUUUUGCAGGUUGUAUCGUUUGUUCAAAGAUUGUGCAACCACUAAAACUCGAGAGAAUUGUGGUGAUGCUGCAGCAGAUCAUUUUGAUAUUCUCAUGACAAGAGCAAUUCAAGAUUUACAAAAUGCUAAGUGCUCAUAUCUAGAUAUAUGAUUUAAAUUCGUCCAUCAAUUUUGUAAUCUUAUCUAUUUUCAUAGUUAUAUGAUCAUGAACUGCAUUGUGUAUAUUCAUUCAUUUGUAAAAUAAAAUAUCAACAAAAUAUGUCA
Messenger RNA from Parasteatoda tepidariorum (common house spider), 889 nucleotides. RefSeq lists its product as uncharacterized. The record is from RefSeq and is a predicted model, not a curated record. Lineage: Eukaryota; Metazoa; Arthropoda; Arachnida; Araneae; Theridiidae.